ACGAUACGGACACAUUUUUUUUUCAAGCUAACCGCGAGGCGCCGAGUACGACGGUCUGCGUGCACGCAUGCAUCUGCGCAUGCAAUUGCAGACGUAAACACUCGGUGAGCUCUCGCGCUUCUUGUCGUAUUUGUGAUCAUGUGCCCGUGCUCAAACGUGUCGCCCAAGAUGACUAAUAAACAAUCUAUUAUUUGCCAACCUUUGCUAUCUCGAACCCGUAAGGACCUUUAAAAAACAGCAUUUAAAAGGAACGAAUAAGAUUUGACAGUGCAACUUUGGGAUAAUUUUGACAGACAUAGUGCGUGCGCGCCGUGACAGUUGUGAUACGCGUAAACAAUAACCGAGCGCGUAGUGUGUUAUACAUAUUACAAAAAAGGAAUUUUAAAGAAAAGACCGUGCAAGAAGAGAAUUCUGCGAAUCAGUUGCUUGGACUUCCGCGUCCAGCAUCCGAGGCUUUUUGCGCUAAGCUUACAUACGUCGAGCUACGAAAGAACAGAGGGACCAAAUAGGCAGAAGAGAGAGAGAGAGAGAGAAAGAGAAAAAAAACGAUACGACCGUGAAACGUGAGACCUCGUUGCUGUGUGCGCAUACAAUAGAAUUCCGUGCCUCGCGCUUAACACCCAGCAGCGAGAGCAAACUUUUAUCGCCAUCGGCUAACUAUAUUUGCUACAAUCAAGCUGACAUAGAAAGAGAAAAAAACUGAAGGGGUUCGUUUCUCUAGCUUCCAAGCAAUCUAAUACCCCGCGACAGUUAUGAAUCAGUAGACCAAGUGGAAUCGCUUGUUUUUUUUUUGUUUUUUUAGUUCUCUAUAGAAUUCAGCCGUUCAAAGUGGCAAGUCUUCAAAGUCACCUAGGUAGCUUAUACUUAGAAUUGUAAUCACGAAAAUUUUUUUGCUACUAAAAGAAAACAUUGUACGUAGUAUAAGAAAAACGAUAUUUUAACCAACCCAUGAAUCAAAGGAGUAAUCAAUUCUCCGUCGCUCAGUAUUCACAUGGUUUAUGUGCCGACGGAUCGUGACUCGUAUGAAUUCAUCAGUAUUACUCUUGCACUUUCUUAGUUUACCUGACUUGUAAAAAUCUGGUGGAAAUUAUAACGGGAUAUGGAGAUAUACAAAAGUACUUAAACACUUGUUCAAAAAUACUUGGAAUAUUGUAGCUACAUCGAUGAACUAAUCAACGAAAUACGUUAGACAAAUCAACCUAUUUGAAGCUUGAAAAAAUAAUAAAUAAAUCCUUGAAAAGGCCAAAACGUGCGUUCGCAGUCGGCAGAUGCGAUCCGACGGAUGACGAGAGAUGCCCCUGCUCGAGUCGUCAGCUUCACAAGACACUCGACAUUGCUUAGCAACCGUCUCAAGUGACUCGGUUAGCGUCCGUCGGUAGAAUUUUAAAAAGUUUUUAGCUCUCUUCACAACACAACGAAGUCAAGACGAAGUCAAGUUCCUACAGGAUUACACAGAAGGGAUAUAAGUUCUCCCUAUACAUCGCGCAACGAAAUACAGUUGAUGGUUAUACCGAAGAUACGCAACGAGGUCUUUAAUGAAACAAGAACUAAUGUCAACGUAAAAGUGAGAAAACCUACAACGAGGACGUCGGCAUUCAAAACGCGAAUAACAAGAAUAAAAACGGAAUCAAAAAGUCAUAUUCUAAUCACAGUUGAAAUCGGGUGAUAAGCGUCGCGCGCUCGCGACGAAUAAUCCCCCAAACGACGACAAUCCUGAAUCGAAGCAGCGUGGACGUGGUCGACCUGAGCGGAGGAUGCAGGCCUGAGGCAGGCUCGCGCGCGGACGCGAAGAUGCCCCAGCGCUCGCCCUUCGCCAUCCAAGAGUUGUUGGGCCUAAAUGGCGCCGGCAACCCGAUUGGCGCGGCCGCCGCCAACAACAACAACAACAGUAGCAGCAACAACAAUAACAGCGGGCGUAGCUCGCCACAGAGCUCGCCGCCGGCUGGUGUUAGCGCCGUGUCGUAUGCCCCGACGGCACCACAUCACAAGCUCUGGGACUACAUGGCACCGCUGACGAAUCACCUCGGCAAUCUGGGCAAUCUCACAGCCUCGCGGAUGGCUUAUCUGAAUGCCCAGGCUGCCGUUGCUGCUGCAUUUCUACCACCGCCACAUCAUCAUCCUCAUCCGGCUCAUCACAUGGCGCAUCAUCAAGUGCAUCAACCCGGACAGUUGGCUGGCCAGUCAACUGCUAGUCUCAACGUUCAUCCGGCGGCACACGCGCAGCACAUGCUACCUGGAUCCGGCGUCUCGGCCAAUCAUCAUCAAGGCAGUCCCACUCAACACAGUUCACCACAUGGCUAUUCGCAAUCAAAAAACGCAUUUUCAAGUUCAAGUCCAGGUGUCGGGCACAGCAUCGAAGCCGGAAAAGAUUUUACAGUCGACGGUCUUUCAGGAUACAGUAAAAAGAAAAAGAAAAAACGCAGACAUAGCUCUAGGACGAUUUUCACGACUGCGCAGCUGGAGGAGUUGGAGACAGCGUUCAAAGAGGCUCACUACCCCGACGUCUACGCACGCGAAAUGUUGAGCCUUAGGACAGAUUUACCGGAAGACAGGAUACAAGUAUGGUUCCAAAACAGGAGAGCAAAAUGGCGUAAGACUGAAAAGUGCUGGGGGAGGAGUACCAUUAUGGCAGAGUACGGCCUCUACGGCGCGAUGGUGAGACAUUCGCUGCCGUUACCCGAGACUAUACUCAAAAGUGCGAAGGAGAAUGAGUCUGUUGCACCCUGGCUUUUAGCGCAAUCCUCAAAGACAAGCAGCUUUAAUCAAGACAGUGAAAAUAAACGACUACGCGAUCUGAUUGAGUGUGGCUCCGUAGGGAUGCACCGCAAGUCCAUCGAGGCGGCGGAACACCUCAAGUCCGGUGACGAUAGCGGCAAUGAUCACGGGGCCGGCAGCGCUACGCCGCCCCACCAUAACCAUCACCAAGGUGGGCCCACCAGCUCCGAAAGUGGACAGGAAAGUCAAGACGGCAUGGGUCCAUCCUCGUCUUCUGGUUUACAUCAAGAUACCGAGCAGCUAAGAAACGAGAGUAUUGCCUGCUUGAGGGCGAAAGCUCAGCAACAUCAGCUGCAGUUGAGCUUGCAGCCAGCUGCCGGGGCGCCCGAGACGACACCCUACUCAACGGCUCCGCAAACUAACACAUUACACGCCUCGGUCUAAAGAAUGAUAAUUCAUUGGAUUUAUAGUGAUAUGAAAACAACGUAACAUAGUUAACAGCAGCGUUUGGAUUUCUUUUGAAGAAAGAAGCAUUGAAAAUAAGCUGCUAUGGCCUAAAGAUUUUUUCAACGAGUAACUCGUAGCGUCAUCUACCGACAUGUACGAGAUAUUGUGAACGAAAGAGACAGUCUGUUAUAUCACCUUCACUCUAUCUCUGUUUUAUUUUUUUCACAAUUACUUUGCGGAUUGAUCUGUAACAAAUAUUCACCUGGAAAUUAAAAUUAGUUAACGACUAUUUAUAUUUAAUGCAACGAAGAAAACUAAAUGCCAGUAGCAAUAAUUUAAUGGAAUACAUUUUCUCAGAGUAAAAUACAACGAUGGGCAAAUAAACUUUUGAAAAGUUUUUCAAACUCUGUUAAUCAAGAACGUCUCAUAUGACAGUUGAAUUUUACUGUAAGAGAAUUGAAAGUAUGGAAAAGAGUUAGAAUGUAAUGUAUGCUUUAAUGAUAAUUCAGACAGCGAAUCCCCCGUCUCCUUUGUGCAUGGAUACUUACUGAAAUGCGACUGACAUAAUAAAGCUCUGAUUUACGCGUAACAACGAAAAAAAGAAGAUGAUGAUAAUUAGAAUCCAAAAAAGAGGUAUAACGAGUGAAAAUCUCCCACGCUAUCGAAGAAGAUGAGUGAGAAACGAUCUGCAAUAAUCGGCUUAGGAGAUAAUGACAAAUUCCUUUGACACCGUUUCCUUCUCAUUUUUCUUUUUUGUCGAGCUCAAAGGGUUCAUUUUGAAUAGUUCGUAAAAAUUGUGAAAGCUGUACUUUGAAUUUCUAUAUCAUGAACUGAAAACGUACUAAAAACAUUCAUUACAUUUUUGUGUAAUUAGAUGUUUUACAUUUAAAAAUUAGUAAUAAAUGUUAAUUUAGACAAUUGUAACACGGAAAUUUUAUUGUAAUAUAUUUUCUUUAUCAUAGUGGAUUAUUGUAAAUUUUGUAUAAAUUUAUAUACAUAUUAUGAAUUAGGUCGUUCGAAACAAAAAUAUUAUAUUGAUUUCUCAUCAAAAGCGCUUAUUUUUAUGAUUUUAAAAAUAAUUAAAAUUAUGUGGUCUAACAAUCUAAUGCAGGUAGAAAAAUCAAUCUGAUACAAUCAAUGUCAUCAAGGAAAAUAGAAACAACAUAAAAUCUUUCUAUCUACCUAUUUCCAGAAAACGCACUUCAUAUUACAACUGAUAAAUAAUAGCGUAAUCAAUUAUUUAGUAUGAAGGAAUAAAUUGGAAAAAACUACACGGAUUUUCACGAAAUAUUUUACCUCGUAAAGAAAGUGAGAAACAGGCAAUUAUACAUCGAAUGAUGUCAAAAGUACCUACUGAUUAUGUAUAAUUGAAAAUAUAUAGUGAUUUCAAUGUAGCUAUGUUAUGCACUGAGUGACUAACAGAAUGAGCCGAAUUACGGCGAGCGUUAAUAAAAGGAAAUAAAGUGUAUAGACACAAGUCGGAGUGAAUAUUCUAUAUGAAUCAACUAAGACAUAUAAAUAUUAUAUACAAUAGUGCGAAAAUGUGAGAGUGAAUGAAAUAAGGAUAUGAGAGUAUAGAAUUAAUAAACGAAAUAUAAAUUAAAUAACAUUAAGUAAUGAGGCUGACUCUUGACACAAAAAACGAAAAGAAAUCUUCCUAUACUCGAGUACUCAAGAGACAAGGAAAACUUAACUGUUGUUAAAUGUGCAAUAUAUCGUAACUUAUUAGGCACUGUACUUUCCAUUAAUCAGAGUAUUGUGGGUUCAACCAGUCGCGUUUCUCUUCAACUCACUACUCUUUUUGCUCUGUCGUAAUCAUUUCACAUUUUCUAUUUCGUUGUCAGGCAAUCAAGCGAUGAAUUGAGAUUUUCGUCUCGAUUAUUCAUCAUGUAUAUAAAUAUAUAAAUACGGCUAUACAAAUAAAGAUAAAGAAAUAUUUGGUCGCGUCGCUUCGGAGUGAUCGAUCUUUUUGCUUCUCGCGCGAAUGCGAUCGUUAUAUAUAUAUAUAUACAUAUAUAUAUAUAUAAAUAUAUUUAUUUUUCACUUUUCAUGUAUUACGUAUAUCAUGUCAUUGUGAUGUUCAUAUUAUUAUUUUAUUUUUUAUUAGACUUUAACAUAUUUUAUUGAAUGGAAGAAUAUUUUAUUAGACUUGGCGAAAUAUUUAUAUCAAAUCAAAAUACGUUUACUCGUGCAUAAAUAAACUUGAUGUAAGUACUUAAAUAUGAUUUCUAGAUAGAAAUACAAAUACAUUUUCAUUGCAAAUCUUUAUGUAAAAUCACGUGAAAGUAUAAAUUUUAUUAUAAAGUGAUUUCGCAAUAUUAUUUUGAUUCAAUUAUAAUAAAUUAUUGAAGAUUAUUUAGUUCAAUUCCUUGAACUGUGGUAAACGAGAAAAUUGUUGCCAAUUACUAAUGCUGUUUUGUGUUGAUAUUAAUUGAUAAAUAUAAUUUAUUUCAGCCAUUUUAUGUUACACAUUUAUAUAGAAAUGUAAGAAAAACGAAGACUGUUUUCGUCGUUGUAAACGAAAAGUCGAGCGCUUCGAUGCGAUUACACUUUUAGAUUACAUACAUUUUAAUGUAACGCAUUAUAUUUGAAGACGAAUAAUUCGGGAUAAAGUUAUAUCCAAUAUUCAAAACGAGCUCAUCAAGUGAAAAAAUAAAAAAGACAAAAAAUUAAAUAACUAAACUAAUGAUAAUGAUGAUACAUGCAUAAUAAAUUCACAGUCAACCAGACAUGCAUUCACUGUCAUUUGUAAAGAAAAAAUGGCCUGUGUGCUGACAGAAAAUGUGACUCAGAUAAAUGCAGCUAUUGUACGGACAGCGUUCGUUCAUAUGACUUCUUAUUUGUGUCCGAAGGCAUGUGAUGAACCACAUGCUUAGUAGUCGGCUAG
Molecule: messenger RNA, 6049 nt
Organism: Phymastichus coffea
Lineage: Eukaryota; Metazoa; Arthropoda; Insecta; Hymenoptera; Eulophidae
Product: visual system homeobox 2-like
Exons: 8
Coding region: 1792-3159 (455 amino acids)
Biological process (GO): regulation of transcription by RNA polymerase II
Cellular component (GO): nucleus
Molecular function (GO): sequence-specific double-stranded DNA binding; DNA-binding transcription factor activity, RNA polymerase II-specific
Source: RefSeq, a predicted model, not a curated record